Rotaria socialis is the source of this 1362-nucleotide messenger RNA. The record is from the annotation of a GenBank genome assembly. NCBI's taxonomy places the organism in Eukaryota, Metazoa, Rotifera, Eurotatoria, Philodinida, Philodinidae.
AUGCCUAUUCCGUUACCCACUAAUGUCUUCGAACUUCAAGACGAAGCCUUUUUCCAAGUGGUAAAAGAACAAUGCGGUCUUACAAUGGUUGAUAUUUUACGAUAUCUUGAACAAAGAAAUUCAUCCAAAUCAAAUGAAUUAACCAUCUCUUCUGUUCUUCUUGAACGGCAUCCGAUUAUUCGACUAAUUAUACGCUUUUUUGAAAAUUUUUCGCCGCAAUCGAAUGAUUCUUCUGUUAAAUUUAAACACACUGUAGUGGAAACGAUUAUUUCGAAUCAUGAUCGUGCCAAGAGUCGUUAUUGUUACAACGAUUCUAUACGUGAAUUCGCCUCAAAUCUAUUCAUUCUCGGUGGUCGAAAUGUAUACGAAUUUAUUCGUCUUAAUAUUUCCGGUCUUCUUCCAUCUUUACCGAUCAUUCAAUCUUCGCUCGAUUCCAUUACAAAUCGUAUCAACGAAGGAGACUUCAGGUACGACCUUAUGUGUGAUUAUCUAUCAUUACAAAAAACAAACUUCAUCUUCGCAUCUGAAGAUUGUACUGGGGUCAUCCCUAAGAUAAUAUAUAACGUUCAAUCGAAUACAUUUAUUGGUUUUGUGCCGCAUCUUGAGGAUGGUUUACCAAAAAUUAAUACUUUCUCAACUGAAUCUUUUUCGAAACUCGAAAACUGGUUUGGUACAUUAAACAAAUCGCAUCUUCUCAAUCUUCAUAUGAUCCAACCUAUGAAUUUAGAUUUAAAAUCAUGUGCACCAUUUAUUCUAUCUGCAUAUGGUACUGACAAUCAUUUCACAACGCUAGACAUUUUAAUGCGGUGGAUGACCAUUAUCAAUCAAUGUGUUAAAAAAGGUGUGAAAGUGAUCGGGUUCUCCACUGAUUGCGACGUGCGUUAUUUAAGACCAAUGCGCUUAUUAAUGGGUUUUUUUGCUGAUAUGCCAAAUCAACAAUUCCAUUUGCGUGACAACGCUUUUUAUGUCGACAUUCCUAAGAGUUGGGAUUGGCUCUUUAUGAGAAACCAUCAACGUAUCGUAUUCUUUCAGGAUAGUAUUCAUUUAUGCACAAAACUACGAAACAGAUUAUUAUCUUCGAAAGCUACAAUGCUGUUUGGGGAUAAAUUGAUUAGUAUUGGUCAUAUUCUACAACUAAUUGAAACACCAUCAAAACUUAAUCACAAUUUAGUAAAGUCAGAUGUUCUCCCAAAAGAUAGACAGAAUUUCGUAUCCUGCGAAAAAAUAUCAAAUGAAGUUGUUCUCAAUGAACUUACUUCUAUACCAGCUUCUGAAGCAACUAAGAUUUAUCUUGAGAUAAUUCGAAAUAUUCGAUAUGCUUUUAUCAAUAAGGACACAAAUUAUAUUGAUCGAAUUCACUAA